Molecule: messenger RNA, 1455 nt
Organism: Gracilinanus agilis (Agile Gracile Mouse Opossum)
Lineage: Eukaryota; Metazoa; Chordata; Mammalia; Didelphimorphia; Didelphidae
Gene: METTL4
Product: methyltransferase 4, N6-adenosine
Exons: 8
Coding region: 1-1455 (484 amino acids)
Cellular component (GO): nucleus; RNA N6-methyladenosine methyltransferase complex; cytosol
Molecular function (GO): RNA methyltransferase activity; nucleic acid binding; site-specific DNA-methyltransferase (adenine-specific) activity
Source: RefSeq, a predicted model, not a curated record
AUGUCUGUUGUGCAUCAGCUGUCAUCAGGAUGGCUACUGGAUCAUCUUGCCUUCAUCAAUAACAUUGAUUACCAACUCUGCCAGCACUGUGAGCCAACUUCCAAUAAAACCAUGCCCAUCUCAUCUCCUCACUGUGGUUCUCUUAAUGUAACUUCUACACUGCCUAUUGAACUUUCAGCUACAUCAAAGGUCUAUGAGCUUGUCACAAAACCAGAGACUGAAGAAAGAGAAAAAAAUAAAGUGUUGAUGCAAAAAUAUACAUUUCGAGCUGAACUGUUUAAUGUUACUAAACCCUAUGUAACUACAGCUGAUUGCACAGCAUUCCGGCAAGGAAAUAAAGUGGAGACUCAAAAGAAUAGUAGUAUCAACAGUUUCAACUGUGAAAAUCAAGAAUGUGUUAAAGACCAAGAUUCUGUUUCUACUGUUAGGAAGAAAAACAAAAGAUCUAUUACAUUCAAUCAAGGUGAAUUGGAUGCUAUGGAAUACCAUACAAAAAUCAGGGGGUUGAUUUUGGAUGGCACCACACAAUUAGUCCAAGAGGGUCUGAAAAGUGGUCUUCUUUGCUCCCUUUCAGAAGAACAGGAAAAUGAUAACAGAACUACUACUAUGGAACUUGGUAGCUAUGGUUUGGCAGAACUAUGUGACAUGGCUAAGCAGUUGCCUUUGCUGAAUGAAAAUGAACUUGAGGCAGUACAGUUGAUAGAUGCAGAUAUUUCUGUUCCAGAACAGGAUGUAUUUUCACGAAUUACCCAAAACAGCUCAAACUUUACAAGGAUGAUUAUUCUAAUGGGACAGAAAUACCUGUUGCCACCAAAAAGCAGCUUCCUUUUGUCUGAUCUUUCUUGUAUGCAGCCACUUCUGAAUUAUGGAGAAAAAUAUGAUGUAAUUGUGAUUGAUCCACCAUGGCAGAACAAAUCUGUUAAAAGAAGCAAAAGGUACAAUUAUUUGUCUUCUUGGCAAAUAAAACAAAUACCUAUCCCCAAAUUGGCUGCUCCAAACUGUCUUGUGAUUACUUGGGUCACCAAUCGACAGAAGCACCUACACUUUGUAAAGGAUGAACUUUAUCCCUAUUGGUCUGUGGAAACACUUACUGAAUGGCACUGGGUGAAAAUCACCAGGUCAGGAGAGUUUGUGUUCCCAUUAGAUUCUCCACACAAAAAACCUUAUGAAGGUCUAGUCCUGGGGAGAGUUCGAGGAAAAAUGGUUUCAACCUUAAGGAACCCAGAGAUGAAAGAGCUUCCAAUUCCAGAACAUAAAUUAAUUGUCAGUGUUCCCUGUACCCUUCAUUCACACAAACCACCUCUCACGGAAGUUCUAAAAGACUAUAUUGUGCCAGAUGCCAAAUGUUUGGAACUGUUUGCUCGAAACUUACAGCCUGGAUGGACUAGCUGGGGAAAUGAAGUUCUUAAAUUUCAGCAUGUUGAUUAUUUCAUUACUCCAGAGACUAGAAACUGA